Molecule: messenger RNA, 6204 nt
Organism: Conger conger (European conger)
Lineage: Eukaryota; Metazoa; Chordata; Actinopteri; Anguilliformes; Congridae
Product: multidrug resistance-associated protein 1-like
Exons: 31
Coding region: 319-4896 (1525 amino acids)
Biological process (GO): transmembrane transport
Cellular component (GO): membrane
Molecular function (GO): ATP hydrolysis activity; ATP binding; ABC-type transporter activity
Source: RefSeq, a predicted model, not a curated record
UUCCUGAUGAGUAGCAUUCAUAAAUAGGACAGUAAGACAUACAUACAGACAGAUAGACAGACAAACAGGGGACUCAGGUGAUCAAGUGGCGCAGGGUGGACAUUCACUGAGGGAGAGAGUGUUUGACAUUCACCCACAGACACAAGCACAGGAACUCACACACAGAAACACAGGAACUCACACACAGAAACAGAGGAACGCACACACAGAAACACAGGAACUCACACACAGAAACACAGGAACGCACACCUGCGCUUUGGGCACCAGGGAUUUGGCGAGGCAGAAUCGUUUGGGAAGUGGGACAGGACAGGAGCGUGCAUGGAUGUGUUCUGCAGCCGCAGUGGCCUGGACCCUCUCUGGGACUGGAACCGGACGUGGCACACCUCCAACCCAGACCUGACCCAGUGCUUCCAGAACACGGUGCUGGUGUGGGUCCCCUGCAUCUACCUCUGGCUCUGCUUGCCCCUCUACUGCCUGCACCUGCGGCACCAUGACAGAGGAUACAUUGGCAUCUCCAGGAUGUGCUGGGCCAAAACGGUGCUGGGCUUCUUUCUGGCAUUCUACGGCUUCGUGGAGUCAUUCUACCUCCUGCUGGAGAGGUACCAGGAGAUCCAGCAGCACCUGGUGUUCCUGGUCAGCCCAGUCAUGCGCAGCCUCACCAUGGUUCUGGCAGUGUGUGUGAUCCACCUAGAGAGGAUGAGAGGAUGCCGCUCGUCUCUCUUCCUGUUUAUCUUCUGGCUGCUGGCCUCCGUGUGCUCCCUGGUCCCGCUGCGGUCCAAGGUGCUGCUGGUUAUCGAGGAGGGUUUCUCAGAGGACGCUGUGCGGUACCUCUCCUUCUUCCUGUACGUCUCCUUGCAGGUGGCAGAGCUGGUCCUCUGCUGCUUCACUGACCCGCCGCCCGACUCCACCAAACCGGCGCUAGGCAAGAACCCCUGCCCUGUUAGAAACGCCUCUUUCCUGUCCAAGAUCUUCUUCUGGUGGUUUGGUGGGCUCGUUGUGAGGGGAUACCGCUCCUCCCUGCAGGCAGAGGACCUCUGGAGUCUGAGAGAGGAGGACACGUCUGAGCAGAUCCUCUCCGACCUGGAGCAGGACUGGAACUUACAGCGUGCCAAGCUGCAGCAGUUAGAGAGGCCCCAGGACGGGGCGGCGGGCGGGGCAGCGGGCGUGUCUCUGCGGCCCUGCCUCAUGGAGCAGACGCAGCUGCUGAGGAAGCUGCAGGUGGAGCAGAGCUGUGGGUUCCGGCUGCUGCACACGCUCACUCGCCGCUUCGGGCCCUACUUCCUGUCCGGCGUGCUCUGCCUCCUGCUGCACGACGCCUUCAUGUUCACCAUCCCACAGGUGCUCAGCCUGCUGCUAGGGUUCAUGAGCGAGGAGGACGCCCCCUUGUGGAAGGGCUAUUUCUUUGCAGCUCUGCUGUUCCUGCUGUCCAGCCUGCAGUCUUUGUGUAACCACCAGUACCUGUACACCUGCUUCAGUGUGGGCAUGAAGGUGAAGACUGCUGUGAUGGGCCUGGUCUACCGCAAGUCGUUGGUGCUCACCAGUGCAGCCCGCCGGACGUGCACCGUCGGGGAGGUGGUGAAUCUGGUGUCGGCUGACACACAGAAGCUCAUGGACUUUGUGGUGUACUUUAACGCAGUGUGGGUGGCUCCCAUCGAGAUCGCCCUCUGCCUCUUCUUCCUGUGGCAGCAUUUGGGCCCAUCAGCCUUGGCAGGGAUCGCUACCGUCAUCAUCAUAUUCCCCCUUAACGGUUUCAUCGCCAAGAAACGGAGCAAACUCCAGGAGGUGCAGAUGAAGUACACAGACGGGAGGAUAAAGCUGAUGAACGAGAUUCUGGGCGGGAUCAAGAUCCUGAAGUUCUACGCCUGGGAGAAGGCCUUCAAGGACAGAGUGCUGGAGCAGAGGGAGAGUGAGCUAAGGGCACUGAAGCGAUCCCAGAUCCUCUACUCCAUCUCCAUCGCAUCUUUCAACUCCUCCUCCUUCCUGAUUGCCUUUGCCAUGUUUGGGGUGUAUGUACUAACGGACAGUCGGAACGUUCUGGAUGCACAGAAGGUCUUUGUGUCCAUGGCCCUGAUCAACAUCCUGAAGGCACCUCUGAGCCAGCUGCCUUUCGCCAUGAGCACUACAAUGCAGGCUAUUGUCUCACUCAAGCGCCUUGGAAAAUUUCUCUGUCAAGAUGAGCUCAAAGCAGACAGUGUGGAAAAGGCUCCCUACUCCCCUGAGGGAGAUAGUUUGGUGAUAGAGAACGGAACAUUCAGCUGGUCUAAGGAAGGCCCUACAUGCCUGAGGAGGGUGAGCAUGCGGGUUCCGUGUGGCUCGCUGGUCGCUGUGGUUGGGCACGUGGGCAGUGGGAAGUCCUCCCUUCUCUCCGCCCUGCUCGGGGAGACGGAGAAACGGAGUGGCCACGUCACUGUCCGGGGCUCCGUGGCCUACGUGCCCCAGCAGGCCUGGAUUCAGAACGCCAGCCUGCGGGAGAACAUCGUGUUCGGGGGCGAGUGGAAGGACAGCUGGUACUGGAAGGUGGUGGAGGCCUGCGCUCUGAUGCCCGACCUGGAGAUCCUGCCGGCUGGAGACGCCACCGAGAUCGGGGAGAAGGGGCUGAACCUGUCCGGAGGGCAGAAGCAGAGGGUGAGCCUGGCCCGGGCGGUGUACUGCGACCGGGCCGUGUACCUGCUAGACGACCCCCUGUCCGCCGUAGACGCCCACGUGGGACAGCACAUCUUCGACAGGGUCAUCGGGCCCAAGGGUCUCCUACGGAACAAGACGCGUAUCCUAGUGACCCACGGCCUCAGCUUCCUACCCCAGGCCGAUCUGAUCCUGGUGAUGGUGGAGGGAGAAAUCACAGAGAUGGGCUCGUACCCAGAGCUAAUGGGGCGGCAGGGGGCCUUCGCCGAAUUCAUACGUGUCUUUGCCAGCAACGAGAGUAAGGAGAGCUCAGCACACAGAGAAGCUGAUGUCCAGGCUCACUCUGCAGGAUCAAGAAAAUCUGCAUCGCGACUCAGUGUAACAGACUUCAUGCCAUCCUCCAGAGAUCUCUCCCAAGAGCAGCUCAUUAGCGGCGACACGUGCAGCCCCAGCCUGCAGAACGCAGACUCUGUCUCUGAGCCGCUCCAGGAGCAGGACCAGGGCGAGACCGGCCGGCUCACUGAGGCGGACCAUGCCCAUACGGGCCGGGUGAAGCUGGAGAUGUACCGUGAAUACUUCCGCACCAUCGGCCUGACACUCAUCCUGCCCAUUGUCUUCCUCUACGCCUUCCAGCAAGCCGCCUCCCUCUCCUACAACUACUGGCUAAGCCUGUGGGCCGACGCCCCCAUCAUCAACGGCACCCAGACCCACGCCAACGUUAAACUGGGCGUAUUCGGUGCGCUUGGCUUCGCACAAGGGGUGGCCAUUUUCGGCACCACGGUGGCCAUCUCGGUGGGUGGGAUCAUGGCGUCUCGCCUCCUGCACCUGGAUCUGCUGGAUAACGUGCUGCGCUCGCCCAUGGCGUUCUUCGAGCGCUGUCCCAGCGGCAACCUGCUCAACCGCUUCGCCAAGGAGGUGGACGCCAUCGACUGCAUGAUCCCUGACGGCCUGAAGAUGAUGCUCAACUACCUCUUCAAACUGUUGGAGGUGUGCGUCAUCGUGCUGAUGGCCACGCCCUUCGCCACCGUAGUCAUCCUGCCCCUGGCCAUCUUCUACGCAUUCGUCCAGAGUUUCUACGUGACCACUUCCUGUCAGCUGCGCAGGCUGGAGUCUGUGAGCCGCUCGCCCAUCUACACGCACUUCAACGAGACGGUGCAGGGCGCCUGCGUCAUCCGCGCCUACGGCGAGCAGCACCGCUUCACCAGCGAGGCCGACCGCAGGGUCGACCACAACCAGACCGCUUACUUCCCCAGAUUCGUGGCCACCAGGUGGCUGGCAGUGAACCUGGAGCUGCUGGGUAAUGUCCUUGUGCUGGCGGCCUCCGUGCUCUCUGUGAUGGGCAAGGCCAGUCUCAGCCCAGGCCUGGUGGGACUGGCAGUGUCCCACUCCCUGCAGGUGACGGCGAUCCUUAGCUGGAUUGUGCGCUCCUGGACUGAUGUGGAGAACAACAUCGUCUCAGUGGAAAGGGUGAAAGAGUACGCUGACACCCCGAAAGAGGCAGAGUGGACCAUAGAGAGCAGUAACCUCCCAGAAUCCUGGCCUCAGACUGGCACCAUAGAGUUCCAGGAUUAUGGCCUGCAGUACCGCAAGGGUCUGGACUGGGCCCUGAAGGGCAUUUCCCUGCACAUCCAGGAGAGAGAGAAGGUUGGGAUUGUGGGCCGGACUGGAGCGGGAAAAUCUUCUCUUGCCCUCGGAAUCUUCCGGAUCUUGGAGGCUGCCAAGGGAGAAAUCUACAUUGACGGAGUGAAUAUUGCCAAAAUAGGACUCCACGACCUGAGGUCCCGUAUCACCAUAAUUCCACAGGAUCCAGUCCUGUUCUCCGGCACGCUGAGGAUGAACCUUGACCCCUUUGAUGCGUACUCCGACCAGGAAGUGUGGAACUCUCUGGAACUGGCCCAUCUGAAGAGCUUCGUGUCGAGUCUGCCAGACAAACUGAACCACGAGUGUUCAGAGGGAGGAGAAAACCUCAGUCUGGGUCAGCGCCAGCUGGUGUGUCUGGCCCGGGCCCUGCUGAGGAAGACCAAGGUUCUGGUUCUGGAUGAAGCCACGGCUGCAGUGGACCUGGAGACCGAUAACCUGAUCCAGUCCACCAUCCGCAGCCAGUUUGAGGACUGCACCGUGCUGACCAUCGCUCACCGACUCAACACCAUCAUGGACUACACGCGGGUCAUCGUCAUGGAGAGGGGUCACAUUGUGGAGUCAGACUCCCCCUCCCGGCUCAUCGCCCGGCGCGGCCGCUUCUACCACAUGUGCCGGGAGGCGGGGCUGGCCUGAGGGCGGGGCCUGGAGCGGGAGCAGGGAGAGAGCAGGACCUCCGGCGGGCUGCACCUCCCCAGGAGGCGCCGUGGAGCAAGGUCGCCUCCCCAAACGGGGUCGCAGAGCGGCCGGGGCCACGCACCCACCAGCCCCUGCCAUGCACAAACACACACGAGCCUCCAGACUGCAACUGAGUAAGUAGCGGAGGCUGUGACAUCAUUCAGUUUGAGGAGGGGCCAGUCAAGGAAGGUGCCGCUCUGAGUCACUGUCCAAUCACGGCGCGGCACUGAAGUCAGGAGCUCAGGGGUCAGCUCGGCAACGGCGGGGGGACUCGGUUAGCCCGUUACAGCUUCUCUUCAACGCCCUGCCUUCAGCCGAGCCUCAGGAGGCCAGCGGGGCCGGCGAUGUGAGCCUCCAGGAAUGCUGUGGUGUUUAUCCCGGCGGUUUGGGGCGGCACACUUGGAACACCGCCCCCAACCAUUUACUGUUUACACUCGUGUGGGUGACACACACACACACCUCACGCAAAAUACCAGGAAAGACCAAGAGAAUAAAACUUUUAUAACACCCAACCCUCGAAUAAAAAAUUAACUCGCCACUACCAUCCGAAAAUAUGAUUUUCAUCCCUUCCUGAACCUAGAUGUCAAGUGGGUCCAUUUUCUUUCUUUUUUUUAAAUAUUUUUGUAUUUUUAUACUGUAUGUGUGGCAUGUUCCUUCCUUGGGCUCAGUGUCUGCACCUAGGCGUGUUUUCAACAGGAAGAGGCAGGGCAUGAGGGGCAUGGCAAAGGAACCCAACCAAUCAGCUUCCUCACCUGUAGCCAUUAAAGAAAGUGGGCUAAUGUCUAAUCUGUUUUCAUGAAAACUGCAAUCUGUUCAUAAUUACAACCUUACAGCACUACUACCAAAGCAUAGCACUGGUCACGUUAAUACAGGAUUUUUUUUUUCUUUAACACAAAAUGAAAUGCCGAUCCUUUUUUGUUUUAAGAUUACAGUGGCCGAUGACCCAGACUUGAACCACAACAAAAUAAUUUAUCCAGUUUCGUUGAGCCAAUCGUGUUUCGGUGUCUGACAUUUGCGUUGUGUAUUGAUCAUAUAUUUUGACAGCCAUUGGUAGCAUUGUAUUGAAGUUAAAAUUGUAAUGGUCUACCUAGUUUGCUUAGCUGGAGUAAAUUCAAACCGCAAUUGUUCCUUGGGUUUUUUAAAUAUUAUUAGCCAGUGUAUAAAAAAAAUUGUUUCAAACAAAAUGCCAUUAUUUAUAGCUUAUUUCAUCCCAGCACUUCUGUUACAAAUGUCGUAAUAAAAUUAUCCAUCCAUUCAUUAUCCUAA